Messenger RNA from Homo sapiens (human), 3658 nucleotides. RefSeq names its product protein arginine methyltransferase 9 (gene PRMT9). Bases 1442 to 2911 code for a protein of 489 amino acids. Gene Ontology annotation, cellular component: cytoplasm. Gene Ontology annotation, molecular function: protein-arginine omega-N symmetric methyltransferase activity; protein-arginine N-methyltransferase activity; protein methyltransferase activity. The transcript has 11 exons. NCBI's taxonomy places the organism in Eukaryota, Metazoa, Chordata, Mammalia, Primates, Hominidae. The record is from RefSeq and is marked reviewed.
AGGACGGGGCGGAGCUUCCGCCUGGGCUGGGGUUGGCGAGUUCACCCGCGGCGGAGGGUAACUUUGCUGUGCUGUUUUUUGAGCAGUUGUCUGGUCCCUGGAAGUGUAGCAUCGAGAGAGUUUUCUAAUUACGUUUACAAAAUAUCUUCCCUUUGGCCAUACAAGUGGUGACUGCCAUGUCGAACUCGCGGCCCAGGUCCCGCCGAGACGCCGGGGGUGGCGCUGGGGCAGCCGGCCGGGACGAGCUGGUGUCGCGGUCCUUGCAGAGCGCAGAGCACUGUCUGGGCGUCCAGGACUUCGGCACUGCCUAUGCCCACUACCUCCUCGUGCUCAGCCUGGCGCCGGAGCUGAAACACGACGUGAAGAAUGGGCUUUAGGGAUGAAGCAGCUGGGUAUUUUCAUAAAGCAGUGAAGCUAAACCCUGAUUUCAGUGAUGCAAAGGAGAAUUUUUAUCGUGUUGCAAACUGGUUGGUGGAACGCUGGCACUUUAUCAUGCUUAAUGACACCAAGAGGAAUACAAUUUAUAAUGCAGCAAUCCAAAAGGCAGUUUGUUUGGGGUCCAAAAGUGUUUUGGACAUUGGAGCAGGAACUGGAAUACUAAGCAUGUUUGCUAAAAAAGCUGGAGCACAUUCCGUGUAUGCCUGUGAGUUAUCCAAGACCAUGUAUGAACUUGCCUGUGAUGUCGUGGCAGCAAACAAGAUGGAAGCAGGGAUCAAACUCUUACAUACGAAGUCACUUGACAUAGAGAUUCCAAAACAUAUUCCCGAAAGACCAAAGGUGAAAGUGCUAAUUGUGAAAAGUAUGGGAAAGUUAUACCAGCAAGUGCUGUUAUAUUUGGGAUGGCAGUAGAAUGUGCAGAGAUAAGAAGACAUCAUAGGCCCUGGUGACCACACAACAUCUUAACCAAGUGAUUAAAGCUAACAUCAACAGUAAGAUUGCUCCAGAUUUGAUGCUUUGAGGAUGCAUUGCUUAUAUAGUACCACAUCCAAAAUGUACAGCCUGCAAUCUAAUUGUGAGAAAACCUUGGACAAACCCUAGUUGGGACCAUUCUGUAAAACAAUUGGCCUACCUUCUUAAAAAAUGUCAGUGACAUGAGAGACAAAGCAAAGAUGAAGAACUGUUUAAGAUGAAAGGAGAUUAAAGAGACAGGACAGCUAAAUUGAAACUAUGACCUGUAUUGGGGAAAAAAACUAUAUAUGUAUAUUUUGAUCUUGCUGUGUUGCCCUGGUUGGAGCACAGUGGCUCAAUCAUGGCUCACUGCAGUCUUGACCUCCCAAGCUCAAGUGAUCCUCCUACUUCAGCCUCCUGAGGAGCUGCCAACCACAGAGUGGGUAUUAAGGACAUUGCUGGUAUCCAUUUGCCAACAAAUGUGAAAUUUCAGAGUCCGGCUUAUUCUUCUGUAGAUACUGAAGAAACAAUUGAACCUUAUACAACUGAAAAGAUGAGUCGAGUUCCUGGAGGAUAUUUGGCUUUGACAGAGUGCUUUGAAAUUAUGACAGUAGAUUUCAACAACCUUCAGGAAUUAAAAAGUCUUGCAACUAAAAAGCCUGAUAAGAUUGGUAUUCCUGUUAUUAAAGAAGGCAUACUAGAUGCUAUUAUGGUUUGGUUUGUGCUCCAGCUUGAUGAUGAACAUAGUUUAUCCACAAGUCCUAGUGAGGAAACAUGUUGGGAACAGGCUGUCUACCCCGUACAGGACCUUGCAGACUACUGGAUAAAGCCUGGAGACCAUGUGAUGAUGGAAGUAUCUUGUCAAGACUGUUACUUAAGAAUCCAGAGUAUUAGUGUCUUGGGUUUGGAAUGUGAAAUGGAUGUUGCAAAAAGUUUUACCCAGAAUAAAGACUUGUUAUCGUUAGGAAAUGAGGCUGAACUUUGUAGUGCCCUCGCUAACCUUCAGACCAGUAAACCAGAUGCUGUAGAGCAGACAUGUAUAUUGGAAUCUACAGAAAUUGCUUUGCUUAACAACAUCCCAUAUCAUGAAGGCUUUAAAAUGGCAAUGAGCAAAGUUUUGUCUUCACUGACUCCAGAGAAACUGUAUCAGACCAUGGAUACUCACUGUCAGAAUGAGAUGAGCUCUGGAACUGGACAGAGUAAUACUGUACAGAACAUCCUUGAACCUUUCUACGUGUUAGAUGUGUCCGAAGGCUUCUCUGUUCUGCCUGUUAUUGCUGGCACACUUGGGCAGGUUAAACCAUACAGUUCUGUGGAGAAAGACCAGCAUCGUAUUGCUCUGGACCUCAUAUCUGAAGCCAAUCACUUUCCUAAAGAAACACUUGAGUUUUGGCUGAGACAUGUGGAGGAUGAAUCUGCUAUGUUACAAAGGCCAAAAUCAGACAAGUUAUGGAGCAUAAUUAUAUUGGAUGUCAUUGAGCCAUCUGGGCUCAUUCAGCAGGAAAUAAUGGAAAAAGCUGCAAUAUCCAGGUGUUUACUACAAUCUGGAGGCAAGAUCUUUCCUCAGUAUGUGCUGAUGUUUGGGUUGCUUGUGGAAUCACAGACACUCCUAGAGGAGAAUGCUGUUCAAGGAACAGAACGUACUCUUGGAUUAAAUAUAGCACCUUUUAUUAACCAGUUUCAGGUACCUAUACGUGUAUUUUUGGACCUAUCCUCAUUGCCCUGUAUACCUUUAAGCAAGCCAGUGGAACUCUUAAGACUAGAUUUAAUGACUCCGUAUUUGAACACCUCUAACAGAGAAGUAAAGGUAUACGUUUGUAAAUCUGGAAGACUGACUGCUAUUCCAUUUUGGUAUCAUAUGUACCUUGAUGAAGAGAUUAGGUUGGAUACUUCAAGUGAAGCCUCCCACUGGAAACAAGCUGCAGUUGUUUUAGAUAAUCCCAUCCAGGUUGAAAUGGGAGAGGAACUUGUACUCAGCAUUCAGCAUCACAAAAGCAAUGUCAGCAUCACAGUAAAGCAAUGAAGAGCAGUUUUCCAAUGAAAACUGUGUAAAUAGAGCAUCAACAAGUACAAAAUUCUUGUCUUAAUUAGUGGGGGUAUAUAAAAAUUCCUUGUAAUGGUCAAAUAUUUUUUAAAAUUGACAUUAAUAAAGCAUAUUUUAAAAGAUUCUAAAUAAAAGGGUAGCAUUAUUAUAGAAAUACUGCUGCAGAUUUGCUUUCUGGAAAAGGAUACAUCACUAGUUUUUUAAAUUAGGAAACUUCUUUUGCUCGAUUUUACAGAAUAGGGAUUUUAAAAGUCUUAUCGUUAUUGACAUGUGUAAGUAAAGCAAAACUUUACUUUUGUAGGCAUCUUGGCCUUUUUUCUUAAAUCCAAACUUGUAAUUGGGAAACACUGAAAGGCUUCCACUGAAGACUGAGGGUUAUGGUUACCUGUAAAUUCCAAUCUUGCUUCCUUUAAAUACUCAGUGUACAUCUGAAACAUCUCAGGUUUUGUUUUGAGAAUGCAAGCUUGAAAAAGAAUUUAAGCUAUAAGCUAAAUGUAAUUAAAACAGUAAAGGAGUUAGGGAAUACAUCUUCAGGAGGCAGCAUUUUUCUUGGUCUACUUUGGCAAAAGAACAUUUAAAAGCUGGUAACAAAACAAAGUUAAAUUGAAGGAAGACUUAAUCCUAUACUAUUUUUCAAAGUUUUGAUUUGGAUGUACAAUAAGUACAUUAAUUGAUCCAAUUUUUACAAACUUUUGAAAUAAAGGAAGAUCAUUAUUAUGCCUCCUA